AUGCAAUGUAGAGUCUGUGUAAACAAUCCACUCAUUGCCGACAAACGUAGUGCAUUUUUUAUUGGCUCAACGAACUUUAGAAUAGAUCCCAUCAAGAAACACAACUUGUCAAGACAGCGUAUUGCAUGUGUACGUGCUGAAGAAAUGCGAGCAGGACCAGUGAACGUCGAAAUUACAAAGAUCGGAGCUGGCCUUCUUUCUCUUCAUAGCAAAGAACGGCAACGUUAUCAGUAUUUGUUUCGCACAGCAUACACUGUUGCAAAGAAAUGCAAGCCUUUUCUUGAUUAUGAGUACAUUUGUGAGGUACAGCAGGCCAAUGAUGUUGAUCUAGGCAAGAACUAUCUGCGCAAUAAGUCUGCAGCCUUGUUCACGAAGAAUAUUGCUGAUGAUCUAAGGUGCAAGACUGCUGAUAAUUUAAAGCAGUGUCACUAUCUCUCCGUGAUUUGUGAUGGAUCAACAGAUUUGACUGUAGUGGAACAGGAGGUUGUCAUGGUUCGCUACAUUGAUCUUACGACUUGUCGACCAGUGACUAGGUUGGCUGCAUUGAUAGAGUUGGAACACCCUCACGCAGAUGGAGUAUAUACAGCGCUAAAGGAUGGUUUGCGAAGAGUUAUUAGUGAACAACCCGAGGAUACCCUCAGGCUCUGUACGCAUGGGGCCAACAUUGUUUGCAGGAAUUUCGAUGGUGCUGCUGUCAUGAUGGGUGCUCGCAACGGUGUCAAAGCAAAGCUGGUCAGAGACUAUCCUUGCGCAGUUGUAAUUCACUGUGUUGCUCACAAACUAGAGCUUGGCAUUCUUGAUGCAGUUAAAGCGGUUCCAUAUCUUGCAGAGUUUGAAGCAAGUAUUAAGGAAAUUUUCAAAAUGUAUUGGUAUUCACCUAAACGGCAACGAGAGCUGAAACAAGUUGCAUCUACUCUUGACGAAGAGCUCAAGUCCUUUUCUGAUAUCAAGCAAGUUAGGUGGGUUGCUAGUAAAGAGCGGGCUCUCAAAGCAAUCCUGCAGAACUUGUCGUCUUUAGCUGCCCACCAGGAGCAUAUGGUUGUUGGCGCCGGAAACAGUAGCGAAGAGAAGUCUAGAGCUCGAGACCUUCUACAGCAAUGUGGAGAUUAUCGUAAGAAGUUCAAUGCUAUGUUCAAUGCACAUGAGAACACAUUUGGUAAAUUGCAACUUAGUUCUCGGCGAUCAACCAGAGGUGGCAUCCAUGCUAACACUGUUACCACUGUCGACUUAGAUGACGACGCAGAGAAGUUCGUGAAGGGUGCUUUGUCAUAUCUGAAAAUGCGCUUUGGUUGCUUCAAAAAUCCACCAUUGUCACAUUUUGCAGCAUUAAACUUUAAGAAAUGGCCAUACGAUGAAACCGAGAGAAAAAGCUUUGGUCAUGACGACAUCAGCGGUUUAGUUAAAGCUUUUGAGUUAGCACUGAAAAAUGCCAGCUGCAAUGUGGAAAGUGUUCGCAGUGAGUGGGGGAAACUGAAACGCCGUGUAGUCUCACUUCGAACCUCUCCUAUACUUUCAGUCUACACUGAUCUAUUGAAAGGUGAAUUCAGCAACCCUGACGGUGACCUCUCGAAUAUUCUGCACCUUGUGCACAUUAUGCUCACUAUGAGUCCCAGCACUGCUGAAAGUGAACGGCAGUUCUCAGACAUGAAAAUCAUAAAGGCCAGUCGGCGAUGUCGUCUACAGCAAGACACAUUGAACGACCUUAUGAGGGUGCAUUGUAAUGGUCCAGAAUUUCGGAAGUUUGACCCUGAUCCUGCCAUAAAUGCUUGGAUUCUUGGGUCGACUGGUUGGCGACACGUUCAUGGUCAUCGUCUUCCCAGAAAGAAAACAAAUGUGAAAAGUAGUGGCGGAUGCGGAUCUGUAUUUAUUGCUAUUGGUCUGUAUCAGUCAAAAGUGGAUCAUGUGUGGAUGCAACAGAUCACGAUUGAAUUCAGAUUGGAUCCUGAUCCAGUGUCUAGUGUGUACAGGUCUUUAGAAACUUUAAGUGUGUUGGGCGAGUGUAUGGUCAGGAAAGGCAGUCCUGACAAAGGUGAAGCACUGCUUAGAGAAUCUCUAAUACCGCGUUCACACUAG
This is a messenger RNA of Corticium candelabrum, 2073 nucleotides long. RefSeq names its product zinc finger protein 862-like. The transcript is spliced from 5 exons. The coding region runs from base 1 to 2073 and encodes 690 amino acids. The record is from RefSeq and is a predicted model, not a curated record. Lineage: Eukaryota; Metazoa; Porifera; Homoscleromorpha; Homosclerophorida; Plakinidae.